This is a messenger RNA of Aspergillus welwitschiae, 960 nucleotides long. RefSeq names its product Phosphoenolpyruvate/pyruvate domain-containing protein. The transcript is spliced from 3 exons. The record is from RefSeq and is a predicted model, not a curated record. Gene Ontology annotation, cellular component: cytoplasm. Bases 1 to 960 code for a protein of 319 amino acids. Gene Ontology annotation, molecular function: aldehyde-lyase activity. NCBI's taxonomy places the organism in Eukaryota, Fungi, Ascomycota, Eurotiomycetes, Eurotiales, Aspergillaceae.
AUGGCAUCGACGGCGAAGGAUGGAUCGGGGCGCUUUGGCGAUAUGAGGGAUUACAUGGCCAAAACGUUAUUCCAACCGCACCGAGCCCGGGACGCCAUCCGGGACGCCCAUCAGGGCAAGAUCCCUACCCUGCUGAGAUACUACGCCGGGCUGGCCUCCGUCCCGAUCACCCGCUGGCUAGCCCCCAUGGGAUUUGACUAUGUCUGGAUCGAUUGGGAACAUAGCGCCAUGAAUAUUGAGACCAUGACAACCCCCGCGCAACGUCAUUCGUUAUUUGUCCCUUGUUUUUGCAACUUUAUAGGAAGUUUGUCCGCUGAAUGCAUCCACGCGCAGAUGGUACACGAAGCAGUUUUCCUCAGCAACGGCCGCACGAUCCCUUGGGUACGCGUACCCGGCCAUGAUCAUGCCACCAUGGCGUAUGCCCUCGAUGCAGGCGCAUCCAUCGUGGUGCCGCAAGUUGACAAGGUGGAACAGGCCAAAGAGGCCCGCGGAGCUGUAAAGUUUGGCCGAAAGAAUGGCGGGCACCGCUCUGCGCCGCCUUUCCGCUACGUGCAUGGGCUAACGGACGUGCCGCUCGAUAAGGACCACCCGUUGUGGGAAAACUUCAACCGCCAGUUAGGCUUUAUGAUCCAGGUGGAAUCACUCGAGGUGCCCGAGAUCGACGCUGUCUGGCUUGGCACCAUUGAUGCCCGCGUCAGCAUGGGCUUGCCGGGUGGCCAUGGCAUCGUGGGGACAGAAUCCGAGUGGCUUGAGGCUGUUGAGCUGUUCCACAAGACCAUGCGCAAGCAUGACAAGCCUUACUCGGGCUUCUGCCUGGCCAAGGGUGAUGCGUUCUUGAAGAAAAAGAGCUACAUGUCCAUGUGCAUUGUGGCCGGAGACACGCUCAAGCUGAGUGAGAUGAUGGGACACUUGGCGGAGAGAAGAGCCGAGAUAGCUCAGACGCAAAACGAUUCCAAGUAA